This is a messenger RNA of Durusdinium trenchii, 1743 nucleotides long. Lineage: Eukaryota; Dinophyceae; Suessiales; Symbiodiniaceae. The record is from the annotation of a GenBank genome assembly.
AUGCGAGUUUUUGGGUGGAACGAAAUACUCAACGAGUGCACCAUCCAUGAUUUGGGUUCCAUUGGUGCACGGCCCCCUUACAUUUACAAUCGUUUACAUGUCCCACGGACCGUCCCGGAACCCAGGGUGGUGGAACUCUUCGUCACUGGCCGGAUUUGCCUCUUCGGAGAGCACUCGGAUUGGGCUGGUGGCUACCGGCGCUUCAACUCGGAGGUGGCUCCGGGCUGCGCACUGGUUUGUGGCACGGACCAAGGCCUCUAUGCCCGUGCACGGAAGAUUUCAGGAGACAGCAGGAUCUUGCGCUACACCUCCUCGGACGAUCAAUGUGUGGAGCUAGACCUGGACGAUCUAAGCGGUCUUCGGCAGAUGGCCCAGUCGCCAUCGGUCUUCGCUUACAUUGCAGGUUGCGUCCUGGAGUUGGGAAAGCACUUCCGCGUGGGCGGGGCUGACAUUGUCAACUACAAGUCGGACCUUCCGAUCAAGAAGGGCCUGUCUUCAUCGGCAGCAAUUUGUGUUUUGAUUGUGCGUGCACUCAACAAGUUGUACGACUUAAAGCUCACCGUGCACGGGGAGAUGGACAUCGCUUACCGCGGGGAGAUCCAGACGCCCUCCCGCUGCGGACGGAUGGACCAAUGCGUGGCCUUUGGGCGCGCAGUCACGAAGAUGAGCUUUGACUCUGACUUGUUGUCCACAGAGUCGGUGAGGGCUGCGUCCACCAUCUACAUGGUGGUGGUGGACCUUUGUGCCAAAAAGGACACCAAAGAGAUCCUCAAGUGUUUGAACGAGGCAUACCCUUUCCCUCGCCACGAUGCAGACAAAGCAUUGCAUGCGUUGCUUGGAGAGAUGAACCAACAAGUAUGCGAGGAAGCUCAAGAAAUUCUUGGCGAGCGAGAUGAACGCUGCGCUGCCGAGCGCCUUGGCCAGGCCAUGAGCAAGGCCCAGGCCCGCUGGGAUCAGAUUGCUGUACCACUUUGCCCUCAUGAAUUGAAGGCUCCGUCCUUACACCGCCUCUUAGAACAUCCGCAGCUCCAAGCGCACAUCACCGGUGGCAAAGGUGUUGGAUCGCAGGGCGAUGGCAGUGCGCAGCUGGUGUGCAAGUCCGCCGCCGACCAGGAAGAGGCUGUGAAGAUCGUGAAGUCCUUGAACAUGGAGCCCCUGAAGCUCACCAUCCCAAAGCAAAAGGCGGUGCGAACCGCCAUUGUGCCUAUUGCAGGUGCUUGCAGUGGCAUGUGGCCUGCAACAAAGUGUGUGGGACCCUGGCUCUUCCCGGUGAGAAAGCAGCGCAUGGUGAAGCCAGCCAUCGCAUGGCUCUGCGAAGAACUGGUUGAAGCAGGUCUUGAAAGAAUUCUCCUAGUGGUGAACCAAACCACUGAAAUGGAGAUGACAAGACUCUUCAAACAGCGAGAGGAGGUGGCCGUGCUGGAUUCGGCCUCACAGCACGUGGAUGGCUAUGAUGAGGUGCUCCUCGCCAUAGGCGAGAAGAUUACUUUUGUGCGCCAAGAGAAGCCGUCAAGCAUCCGGGAUGCCUUGCUGCUUUGUGAGCGUGAGGUUGAAGGGGAGGCCUUCCUCUUAGCCUGGGGUGACCAUUUCUGUCGGUCCACCUCUCAGGACCUGAUGGACGGACGGGAUUGGAUAGCCGUCGACAUCGUCAGGGGUCGCACCAGACGCUUCAAACGAUGGGGGGGACCAGCACAGCGGAUCAUUGAUGAUCAUGGGGCUGUACAUAGGGGUUACAGGCUUUGA